Carcharodon carcharias (great white shark) is the source of this 789-nucleotide messenger RNA. RefSeq names its product zona pellucida sperm-binding protein 3-like. The record is from RefSeq and is a predicted model, not a curated record. NCBI's taxonomy places the organism in Eukaryota, Metazoa, Chordata, Chondrichthyes, Lamniformes, Lamnidae. The transcript is spliced from 7 exons. Gene Ontology annotation, biological process: binding of sperm to zona pellucida; positive regulation of acrosome reaction; egg coat formation. Gene Ontology annotation, cellular component: extracellular matrix. Gene Ontology annotation, molecular function: acrosin binding. Bases 1 to 789 code for a protein of 262 amino acids.
AUGACUGGAGAUUUCCUCUUCUACACCACCCACCUGAACCACACCCCAGAGUAUCAUGGAUCUGUCAUUGUGAGAACGAAUGGAGCUGUCGUUCCCAUUGAGUGUCGUUAUUUUAGGAAGGGCAAUAUGAGCAGUGACCCCAUCAAGCCCACCUGGAUCCCAUUCAGCUCCACCAAGUCUGGAGAAGGGCAUCUGUCAUUCUCUCUGCGCCUAAUGAAUGGUGACUGGCUUACAGAGGGCACUACGACUGUCUACUACCUGGGUGAGCUCAUUCACAUUGAGGCCUCUGUUUCAAUGACCAAACACAUGCCCCUGAAGCUCUACAUUGACCACUGUGUAGCUACAUUGAGCCCAGACAAGGACUCCAACCUGAGAUACAGCAUCAUUGACCACAAUGGUUGCCUCCCGGACAGCAAAGCUGAGGACUCCUUUUCAACCUUUGUGUUGCAAAGAGACGAGCGGGAGCUGGACAAGCUCUGGUUUGACCUGGAUGCGUUCCAUUUCCUUGGAGAUGACUGUUCCUUGAUUUUCAUCACCUGUCACCUGAAAGUUGCUCCAGUGGAUCAGAGGGAUUCCAGGAACAAAGCUUGUACUUUCCAGAAGGUGCAGAAUGUCUGGACCCCAUUGGAGGAAUCAAGCAUUGACAUUUGUGCCUGUUGCCAUGUGGGUGUGGAGUCUGAGGUGGUCCUGAUCGUGGCCCUGACUGUGACAGCUGUCUCAGUGAUCUCUGCUUCAUUGCUGGCCUUGUUCCUGUACAGGAAACACAAGCAAACUCGGGUCAACCAGUGA